This is a messenger RNA of Amoebophrya sp. A120, 4259 nucleotides long. NCBI's taxonomy places the organism in Eukaryota, Dinophyceae, Syndiniales, Amoebophryaceae. The record is from the annotation of a GenBank genome assembly.
AGGUCAUCGUGGUAAUUUGCUGAGAUACGCAGCUGCCGAAAAAAACAGGUUGGCUGCUGUCUGUGCUAUUUUUUAUACUCUCUCUGAUCUUACCAAAUCCAAAUAAGUUAUCACAUUUUCUGUUCUAGAAAUUCAAUUGUGCCACCGUGUCGUGCUUGGGGUUUUAGCAAAAGUAGGUCGACAAGCAGAAGAAGCCGCGUCCUCGCUUAUAGUAAUUUAUUUGGCCGAGCAUCAAAGCGCUCCCUCUCAUUCUUACCAGCUCAUCGGGAAGACGAAGAUGGGGAAAUUUUUCUCUGCCCUUCUCGGCACUGCCACCGUGCAAGCUGCCUUCGCCCUGGAGGCUUCCGCGAAAGCAUUUUCUGGGUCCUCGUCAAAGACCGUGCGCCCGACGGGGCUCGGGCAGAAGUUCCUAUCAAAUGCAAAAAUGUCUGGGUCUGGAAGAAUCCAACUUGUCAUGCUGAUUUUGGAUUCUAAAAAAAUCUGUAUUGCAUGAGCAGCAAAGAGAUUCCAAGUUUUGCGACACGGAAAGAGCAUCUGUCAUGCGGUAUAGGUAUCAGGAAGCCCUCACAAAAUCAGUGAUGCUAGGACAUGCAUCACAGACAUCAGGAGUCAUGCAAAAUGUGCAUGACAAACCUGGCAAUCUUCCAGACCCAGACAUUUUUACAUUUGAUAGUUCCUCAAGCGGUUCGACGACAAGGGCACUGGUGGGCUAUGGAUUGCAAAAAUGUCUGGGUCUGGAAGAAUGCAAGAUUUGUGAUGCAGGCUUUCCAUGACCCAUGAGGUCUGGAAUGCGAGACCCAGCAUGACAGAUUCUUUGAGGUCUCUAUCAUGCCUUUCCUGCAUGAGAGACUCCCUGUCAACUUGUUCAAAAGCGGACAGCUUUUGGUACUCACGCAACACAGAUUUUUGCAUCAUUCAGAUUUAGCAUGACAAGUUUUAAUCUUCCAGACCCAGACAUUUUUGCAUUUGAUAUGGGCACGACCGUGACAGUGGGAAACUCAAAAUGCCCAAUAAAAAGAAGGCGCACCAAAACUUGGGCACCGGUGAAACCAGCGUAGAACAACAUCAAAUUCAAGAUCAUGCUGUCACGACUUGGACGCGAAAAGGCGUUGUCCCGUUUCUGGCGGCGGCGGCUCUUAUCGGCAGUGGUCCGUACCUUGCCGCCGGCAUGGAUGUUGUGGAGAUGAUGCCUAGGAGCGCCGCCACUUCUCCGGUCGUAGAUACCACCAGUGCAGUAGCAGUUGCGAGCGGUGUCGCUGCGCACGAGGACCAGCGGCAGUGGCAAAACUGGCUGUAUCACCCCGACGUCAUGCAGAAGUACGACCGCUUCCGCGCUCUGUUGCAGGAGAAGCUGUACCGGACCGCACGAAGCGACCUCGGCCGAGAAAUGGGAUAUUUCAUCGUGCAGGUCAAGGAGUUGAUGCAGGACGCAACCGUGCAGCUGGACGCAGUGCGGGAGGUGGAGCGAUUUUGCGCUCACGAUUUAUUCGAACAACAAGCGACAAAACCAAACACGCGAAGCAGGAGCAGCACAACUGCUUCUUCUACUUCAUCUUCUUUCGAGGAGCAACAAUCUGGGCUGGCUCACGACGACCUGAAGAAACUUUUCGAACACCUGCAGCUGCAGAAACACCAGAUGAACUGUGGAAAUGCUAAGGAUGAUGCGGCCCCCGGAGAAACUGACACGCCGUGUCCUCCGCAAACUGAAUCGUUUUUGGAACAAGAGGAGCAGCAGUUAAUAUUUCGGAACAUCAAUUUGAAGCUUCUGCCGGAGUGGGCGACUCGGGCGGCGACGCUGGUUGGGGAUCAGCUGCAGGGAUCUUCUUUGUAUCAAGAUAUGCACGUGUGUGCGAACUACUUUGUCGGGCUGUACCACUCGGAGGGAAGCGUGCGGGAGGAACAGCUUGCCAUUGCGGAGGCAUAUCCAAGGGAGAAAAAGGCUACAGCGUGUUGAUGUCUCGGAAUGCAAAUGCGAAAAUGUUUUCAAGAUUCAUGUUGAAAUAUAAUAUCGGAAGACGCAUCGUCACAGGGAGGAGAGGUGGAGGACCCACCUACAUGUAGGUGACUGGGCGGAUAAGUACUAUUCGCAGCAUGAAGUGUAGCUCUUGUUGCACGUUUUUGGCUACUUUUUUUCACCCAUUUCUCGUUCCGCUGAAAGAAAAGCACGCAGGAGUGCAAUUGUAUUUUUUGUUCUGACGCGUAGUUAUGUUUCUCUUUCUUCCGACUAGAAGCAGAAGCUAGAGGACUACUACAACCGAGGCCACAUGCUAGGUCUAUUUUUCCACGGGACACGGAAAAGAUGCUGGAUUCCAUCACCUGGUUUUUUGUGCAGGAACUGAAUCCCGGCAGUCCGCGAUACAGCUACCUGGGAAAGAAACUGCACGCCCUGGAGGCCACGGAUGGUGUUGCCGAUGCGGAGCACGCUGGCAGGAAGAUGAUCCAAGACAUGGGAACUUCGUCGCAGGAAGGUGCAGGGCAGUCCAAGGAUGGUAGAGACGAUAUCCCGUCCGUCGCCCCGCAGCCCGCGUGGUUCGGCUCUUUUGCAGAUUUCGUUUCUGCGGUGGCGGUAUGCAAUGCAAAUAUUGAUGAUGAAUUGCAAAAGAAUAUGUAAUGCUGAACUCGUCUAGAUGGUUGAACCACUUCCAGUAUGGGCCGCUGCCCAGCAUGACAAGUUUUUUUCGCCCCUUUUCGUGGUGCUCAGUGAGCAUCUUGCAGGAAUUAUGCAGGACAAAUAAUAUCACAUGUUAGUCCUCGCGAGCUCUACCGAGCACAUGUUUGCAAUGCAUAUGUGGCCCCAGACCCGGCCCGGGCUCUGGCGUACGCCACGUGUGUGCGCUUCGUUGGAGGGUUCCGGAGCGAAAGCAGCGCGUGGUCCGACCGCGACUGGACUUACCAAACUGCAGCACAAGAAGGGUUUCAACUCGUCCCCCUCAAAUUUUUUGUCAUGCAAAAAAAAAAACGCCAAAUAAUUUUUCUAGCCUCGUUCUAUGUAUACACAUGAGAAGUUUCAUCUUCAGCAAGGUUCCAGGAAGUCACGAGACAGCCGCACUGCCGUCCAGCAUCGGAACCUACUGUGAUGCAGAACUUGCAGCUGUGUCAAGAUGUUGACCGCCUGUGAAACUGCUGUGGAUCAUGGAAGAUGUGCGUCUUCGUCUAUUUUUUGAUUUGAUACUUUAAUACUGAUUUUUAUGAAUGCUGGCCGAGGGUGGAACGAAGUUCCAGUUUUGCACUCGGAUAGGAACUGUGACGAUUCAGGUUGUGGAUUAUCUAAAACGCCGACCCAGUUGCAGAUUAAUUUCUUUGUGCCGGAGUCGUGCCAAGGCAAAGAUUCUGGCGACAACGGCUAUGACAUGUUUGAUGGCGAGGAUCGUUGCUCCCGACCGCACAGUCCAAACACGGGGUACUGCGGGCACUUGUCCAACUAUCCAGAGAAAUAAUAUAUAAUCAGUGUCAACGUCGCUACGCUCUGCUUCUUUGCAGAAGACAGAGGCAAGAUAGACAACCUCUGAUGUGAAUUUUUUAUGGAUAUGCUCGAGGACAUUAUCGGCAUAGUGCUCAGGAGACAACUGAAAAUUUUGUUGAUGUUUUAUUCCCUCCUGAUCUCUCCGCAUGGAUUGCAGAAAAUUUUUCCUGUCAUGCAGGAGACCUCCCUGUCGUGUGUGUUGCGAAAUACAAAUUUGCAAAACUGUGCAACGAACUGCGACACUUGUUUUUAUUUCGACCUGUAUACAUUCUGUGACUUUAACUGGGUGCGCAAGCAGUUCCAGUGGGAUGCAGACUUUUAACGAGGACCACUGCAUCAUCCAUCAGUGUGCCAACUAGUGACCUCGAUACCAGGAUGAAACAAGCAGCACUUCUCUUCUCCAAGCAGAUGCUGGCAAAAAACAUUCCCUUGUCAAGCCGCCACACGAUUCUACGACCGGAUCAUCGCUCUUAUGUUUUGAACAGUACUACGUCGACCGGCUUAUCGGAAUUUGUGUAAUAUUUUUGAAAAGAUGUUGACUCCGCAACCAUUAUCCCAUCUGCCUUGAGCUGAAUCCGCGUUGCGUAAUUUUUGGCGCUUCAUUUUUGCUCUCUCGAUUGAGGAACGCAUUAUUUUUGAAAAAGCAAUCACAGGUCGAGGCUCCUCUCGUCACAUAGGUGCAGGUUGUCGUGUCAUACCGUGAUAUAAAUCGUUCCAUUACAUAUAUUUAGUGAAGGAAAUGGAAUUUCAAUUUCAUAUUUGACAAUGACAACCACCAAUCAUGCGUCACUCAGAG